UCAAACAGGCUUCUCCCAAUGCAGCUUCACACCCGCUCUUUGUCCACGACCGGCUGACUGAGGACGUGUUUUCCUUGAAGAUGAUGUCGAACAGUAUAAUGCUUUAUUUAAUUAUUUUGUGUGAUUUCAGCAGGCAGAAACUCGAACUGAAUAAUAACGCUCCAAAGCAGCAACGGUAGGGAGAGGAGUCUAGCAUCCCCGGGGGCAUCAUCUCGUUUCCAGUGACGGAGGGUUAGCCGUACCCGGGACUAACUGGAGUCUGAUGUCCUUGCUUAUGUCCACGGCUACAGCACUUAUGUGGGACUGAAAUGUCUUUGGAUGUAACAAACAAAGCAGAGUGGAAUCGAGGCGUAGAGGAUAUUGCGGUGAAACUACCCCCUUUCCCCUCGCUAUGUUUCAGACGUUAGGAGGAGACGACGCGGAGUAGGAAUUUGGCUAACAUUGAUCAGCAUUUAGAAAGGAGCCCUGCAGCUCUUCCUCCGUCUUCUUCGGGACCAACCAUCAUCAUCACAACCUCCCUGUACCUUUAAUAAUGACAUCUCCAGACUCUCCCCCUCUUGUCUCCCCUUCCCCCUGCCCUGCACCCCCUCCAUCCCUCCCCUCCUCCCCAGUUCCCUCGUCCCCAGCGCCCUCUUCAUCCUCUCUGCCCGUCCAGCCCUCGCUGCCACCCACCGGGGAAGUGAUGGUGUUGGCCUUGGGAAGGAAGAAGCAGAGGGUGCUGAUCGCUCUCUCUAUCCUGCCCAACCUCUUCCUGGCCUUCCUGCUCUCUUCUGACCCCCUCAUUACCCUCUCUUCGCCCCACCACUGCCAUCUGCCGGGGCUCUUGCCAUCGCCUGAGGUUUUGAACGCCUCCCUGCCCUGGGAGAAGGGGGAGAGGCCUGGAGACAGUGGAGGCCUGUCCCAAUGUAAGCAGUAUGUCAACGGCAGCCAGUCAGCUGUGGUGGACUGCCAGGCUGGAUGGGACUUCAACGUCACGGAGGGGCUGAGGAACAACAUUGUUACAGAGUGGGAUCUGGUGUGUGCUCAGUACUGGCUGGUCCCAGUGGAGGAGGUGUGCUUUAUCCUGGGGAUCCUGACUGGUUGUCUUGGCCUGGGCUAUGCCGCUGAUAGGCUGGGCAGGUCCAAGACUUUGCUGACCUCCCUGACCCUGUCGGUGGUGUUUGGGGUGUUGGUGUGUGUCUCUCCAUACCCCUCCAUCUUCAUCGUCAUGCGAUUUUGUUUGGCAGCAGCUAGUGCGGGAGUGUAUCUCACCUUGUAUAUCACACGUCUGGAGCUUUGUGAACCAUCUCUGCGGCUGGCGGGCACCAUGCUGGCUGGACUGAUGACUGUAGCCGGAGAGCUGCUGCUGCUGGCCGUGGCCCUGGGCUGCCAGUCAUGGAGGGGCCUUCUAGGAGCUGGGGCCGCCCCGCUGACACUGUUUCUCAGUUAUGGAAUUCCAGGAGUAUUUCCAGAGUCUCCCCGCUGGCUCCUUCUGUCAGAGAGAUCUGCAGACAUGAACUCUUUCAGCGAGAGACGGAACUCCAACAGGGACGUGAGAGACGAUGAGAGUUUCACAGAGCUGGAUUCAGAGCCGGCCCCCUCCUCACACCCCCACCUGUCUUUUCCUGAGCUCUUCCACAGCAAGAACAUCUGGAAGAACAUAUGUGUGCUUGGCUUCACCUCGUUCAUCUCUCAUGGCAUCAGUCACUGUUACAGCUCUUUCCGAGGUGACGUCAGAGGCACAGCCCCGAGCUUCUAUUGGACGUACCUGCUGUCUGUGUGUGCAGGGGGCGGUGCCUGGCUGUUGCUCUGGGUCACUGUAGACAGGUGUGGGCGCCGUGGCAUCCUGCUCCUCUCCAUGACGAUGACCGGGCUGGCAUCUUUGAUCCUCCUGGGACUCAUGGAGUAUCUCAGUGAGACGGCUAUCACCGUUUUCUCAGUGCUGGGUCUCUUCUCCUCUCAGGCCACUGCUUCACUCUGCAUCCUCUUCACUGGAGAGAUCAUGCCCACCAUCAUCAGGGGAACCGGUGUGGGCAUUGUGCUUGCUCUGGGCUGUGUGGGCCGCCUCAGCUCUCCACUCAUGGACCUGAGGAACCAUUAUGGUUACUUCCUGCACCACGUGGUCUACUCCUCUUUGGCCCUGCUGGCUGUGUUGUCCAUCCUGCUUCUGCCAGAGAGCAAGAGGAAGCCGCUGCCCCAGACGCUGGCUGAUGGAGAGCAGUACAGACGCCCCCCGCUGGGCAGGAGGAGGAGAGACAAUGUACCGCUUCUGGCUACGCCCAACCCAGAGACCUAAGAGACUCCCUGAAAGAGUGGGACGGGCUGUGCUCUCACCGCUCACUGAGUCGGCAGAACAUUGACAUCCAGCAUGUCCAUGCAGCGGAGGAGAAAGAGCAAUACAGACUUGAAGAGGAAGUGGCUGAGACGUUGAUUAAUGCUGGAGAUGAACAUGAUCACACACUAAGCUUCCUAACAUAUCAUCUUUUAGUCAUUCCAAACGCAGGCGGUUGGGUUGAGCUCUCAUUCUUCAUCGUCAUUUUCUGCUACUUAGACGUGUGCACAUGUCAGCACACAUAAAGGGAAGUCCUUACUUUUCCUACAGUUUCCUCUGUCCCACACUGCAGGCAGCCUUCUGUCAUGUGUAACACCAGCAUUCACUGCUGCCUGCAGUCCUCUUGUGAGUCUGUCAGAGAAACGGUACUGCUGACACACCCUAGUGGCUCUGAGAGAGGUAGCAAAUAAUACUGUAGUUUGUCCUAACAUGCAUAGAAAGUUUUGUGACAAUAACGGCUCCUGUCUCUCCAGUCAAACAGGAAAGGACCCUGGUUCUGAUAUUUGUGGAGUUGCAGGUGUUAAAUGCCUUGUACAUACUCUAGACGUAGUCUCUUUAACUUGUCGGAGGGCGUCAGAGUUUAGCUAAAGCAGAAACUGUGGCUGGAAGCUGUGCAGUGGAGAAGAUCAGAGCACUUUUAAUAUUUCUUUUUGAGGAUGAUGGAAAUAAGCUUGGUGGAAGACUUCAAAGUAAAGGGCAGAGAUGGGCACAAGUCAGGUUGAUCUGUUAACAAAGACAUCAAAGUUUACAACAGUUAAAUUAAGUUUAGCAAAUUUAAUUUAAGUUCAUAUUAAUGUAAAACUUCAUAAGAGACCCCUGAGCCAUCAGUGCAUUUUCUUUGCCUUAUAAAAACUAUUUACCAAACAGCUGUGUAUAAGGGCAUUUUUACACCUAGAGUUUGUUUGCUCUGGUCUGAUUUAUUCCAUUGUUGCAUUAUCUUUGGUCGUCACACAGGGAAAUUUACAAGCAGACCAAAAGUUGCAAUAUUAGAUUGAAAUGCUCUCUGAUUGGUUAGAUUUUCUUGCAGUUUAUGAACACAUACCUAUAGAGUAUGCAUUUUUAUAGUGUAGGUCAUUUUAGUAACUAAAUUUUAAUGAUGUUUGCCACAGACAGCAUCAAUCUUCAGCUUAUUGAGUAUGUUUGUAGAAAUGUUUGGUGUUGUGAUAGUACAUUGAAGAUACAAGAUGAAGCUGGGCUAUUACAGUUGCUCAACAAGCAUUCAGGUUGUGAUGAGUGUAAGCUAAACCCCACACCAUUCUGCCUGCAUCGAUCUUAUUUGGAAUUAGGCUGUACCCUAUGUUUUUGCAGAUUCAACAACCACAGAGCAAUGUUUUAUAGAUAAGCUAUGAGAGAUUCAGCUGAUCUAAAGCUUCGUAUUGACAGAGCUUUUCUGUAUUAGUUCAGUUUCACAUCCAUCACUGAUGAACCAGGCUUAUGUGUGCCUUCAGGCUCUGCUUUGUUUACUUUAUUCAGGUCCAUAUGAUGUCACAAAAAUUGAUUUACUUGACUCAAAUCUACAAAUAAUAGAAACUUUUGGGUUUACUCUAGCAGAGCGCCAGACGUUCAAAAUUCUGUUUAGGGAAGCAGCAUUUCACAAUAAUAGCACAGUACAGGAAGCUUUCACAUCUUCGGCGUGAAAAUACAGUGAACAAAAACUGAAUUUAACAGAAGUUGAUGGUUUUGAAACGGCAAAAACUGAAAUAAAAACGUGACGUCCAUUGUUAGUGGAUUAACAGACAUGUGCCCGGCUCUGUUGAGGAGAUAGUUUUAUCAAAUCUUUACUCUUAUUGGAGGCUUAAAACAAAACAAGAGGCCUUAAAAAAGGAGAGUUCAAACUGUGGGAUUCUAGUUGUUAAGUCUGGCCUGGAGCCAGUCCUAUUUAUGUUUUAUUUAUUUAGUUAUGAAGUGUACACGGUCAAUUAUCCAGAGGCUUGGCAUUUUGAAGUAUUGCGCUAAAAUACGGUUGAAUUGAUGAUAAUGUGGCAUGAAUCCAACCUUUCAUUCCCUGAUGUCUCUGAUCGAAAACAGUGAAGCUGUUCACUGACACAACAUUCCUAUCUGCAUGUUUGGGAACACUGAAGGGCUUGUUUUUUCUCUAUUUCCUCAGAAGCUUCUAGUUAAUCAAUACCUCUAUAGAUGACCAGGCUCAGCUGGAAAAGAAUAGACGGGUACGAUAAACGACGGUAGAAGUUGUUUAACUAGGCACAUGUAUUUUCUGUCAGGUAUUAGACAUGCAGGAUCAGAAAGUGGUCAUCAUUAAUUUUGCCUGAAUGUGUAUCGAUGCUGUAAAAGGGCCCGAUGAUGAAAAUGCUUCCUGAUAUGGAAGCAGAAGAGGGCCCUGGAGCACCAAAUUAACCCCUAACUCCUCGUCCAGCCACGCACAGAGCAUCUGUUUUUCUCUAAAGCUUCUUAUUUCCAAAUGUCGGCUGAUGCCAUGCUACGUUUGGCCCAUCAUGAUAAAGAAUUACCAAAGCAUGUUGGUUUGAAACUUCAAAAAAUCCCAGGUCUGCUGGGGUAAUUCUUUUCCUUGAAUGUCCAUGGGUGCGUGACAUAAAAAGGAAGAGGGAGGUUUUUAAUUUGGACUCUGAUAUCGAGGAGACUUUUAAAAAAUAAAGGACGCUUUGAUUUGCUGUUGGGAUCUCUCUUCGUCAACUUUUGGUAGAUUUUACUUUCCUCUGUAUUUUGCACAAACACUGAUGAUUCUUAUCACUAUGAUUAAGUUGAUUCCAGUAGUAUUAUCUCUGACAACACUGAUGAUCUGUUAAGUGAUUAGUGCAAUGAAGUUAACUCUAUAGCCUGAUUUCAUGUAAAAUAAA
Cheilinus undulatus (humphead wrasse) is the source of this 5127-nucleotide messenger RNA. It is a transcript of the gene slc22a17, whose product is annotated as solute carrier family 22 member 17. Lineage: Eukaryota; Metazoa; Chordata; Actinopteri; Labriformes; Labridae. Gene Ontology annotation, cellular component: membrane. The record is from RefSeq and is a predicted model, not a curated record. The coding region runs from base 533 to 2275 and encodes 580 amino acids. Gene Ontology annotation, molecular function: transmembrane transporter activity. Gene Ontology annotation, biological process: transmembrane transport. The transcript is spliced from 10 exons.